AUGCCGGCUCCACUCCUCGCCGGCAUGGUGGCCGCGCUCGUGGUCCACGCCAUCGGGCUGAAGGCGGCGCAGUCCGAUCAGGCGUGCAGCCUGCCUCAGUACGACCCCGAGCAUUCCCACCGGAUGAUCAACACUCAUGGGCCAUGGUCUGAAGGCCGAAUACAAUUACCGCCGCCCACCGAUAAGCACAUUUUAGUAGUCCCGAAGUUGAAGCUGAUCUUCUGUUUCAUACCCAAGGUAGCCUGCACACAGUUCAACAGGCUCAUGAACGAUCUGAAUGGCAUGACCCAUCGGCUUGGCGAGAAUUGUGGAAAUCAUGAUCCGAUAUUUGCGUCUAGCGUGCGUUACCGCCACAGCAUUGGCAAUGCAUGGAGCUGGGACUUGAUGGAGGACCCAUCCUGGACAAAGGCUGUAUUCUUGCGGGAUCCACUGGAAAGGUUGGUCUCUGCUCACCGGUCGAAGUGUGAGAACGACGAGUGCGGAGGUUGUUUGGAGCAUAAUUUUACCAAGGGCAUUAUGGAGGAUCUGCUUGUCAACGACAACAUGCACUACCUUCCGCAACGCCAUUUCUGUGGAGACCCCCAUAGGAACGAGACGUUAGAGACGACGCUCAAGAAUUACCAUUUUGUUGGCCAUGUUACUGAGGACCAUGCUAAGGUGGCGCACCAGGUGGAGAGCAUGCUCCACCUGGCUCUCAAGAGGAGGGAGAGCCAUACAGGAGAGACUGGCCUGAUAGAUUUUGCAGCCGCUGGUGCCGAUGUCAAAAUCGCCAAGGACUCCCUGGAGGCUGGCUUCACACAGGAAUCCUUAUCCCUCGUGGCCAGGAAGUAUUUUACGGAUCGCUCUGAAGACAAUGUGGAUGUGAGGGCUCCUGAUAGCAGGCCAGAAAAUGACGAACAGCUGCCUGCCGAUGCAGAGACUCUAGAUUCUGUGGCGGAGACGUAUUUUCCCAGAAGCGCCAUCACGUCCGAGCAUGCUGGGUCAGACCACGAUACCGGUGUGAGCAGGGAGUUCGCCAGCCGCUAUUUUACGACGCAGACUCUGGAAGUGGCUCUCGAAUAUUACGCCAAGGAUUAUCGAGUACUCCCUGGCUUGAGUGUUCCUCGCUGGGUUGACCAGACGCUAGAGUGCCUGAGGAUCACCACUGGGGAUGGCAUCGACGAUUCUGGCCACCUCCGUGUGAUGGUCGAAAUCGUUGGGGAGAACGGUCCGGUGUCUACGCAGGCGGCGGAAGGCUUCUUUUCUCGCAGCAGCACGGUGCUCGACAAGUGCUGGGGCCAGGUGUUGAGCGUUAGGGUGCAGAGCUCCGGCCCGGACAGCUGGCGGGGGUCGGUGGAAUUGUCACCCGAUGGCCGCGUCUCGUUUGGGACUAUGAGGUGCUCCGAGUGCUCAUCUGGCAAUAGCAGAGAUAUCUCUGUGGCGAGCACGGGGGGAUCGAGGAUUUCCGGCGAGCAAGCCCAGGCAUCGUGCCUGGACGGGGCUGCCUGCGAGCUCUUGAAGGAGGAGUCGCCGCCGCCGCGGCCCUCGGCUGCCCCAGCGCGCGCGCCUGCAGCCCUGGUGGGCACCGAGGGGCUGCAGGAGGCCAUCCCCUCCGGCUACACGCAGGCUGGCAGGAACUGCGACUGCGGGCACACCAUCGCGGAGAGUGGAGCUCGGAGCAGACUAUUGACCUGUGCGCGGAGGCGUGCGAGGGCGCCCUUGGGUGCGCGGCCUUCGCGGUCUGGAACAGCCCCGCCACCUUCAAAAGCAUGUGCCGCCUGUUUGACAAGAACUGCGAGGAUCGGGGAAACGACGGCCGGCAACCGUGCGACAGCUUCAACAGACUGGCCGGCGCGAGCCCCGGCAGCGGCGCGGCCCGAUGAGCAGGCCGUUCGUGCUACAGAGCGCCCCCGUGUCGCCCACUCGCUGCGCCCAGGCGUCGGGGCUCCAAGCCGAGCCUGGCGUGGCCUUCGUGGCUGGCGCCGGUUCCCCUCCUGCUCCCGCUUCUCUUGGCUCUUGGCUAAAGCUGGGCAGUUGCUGGUGGGGUGCUUGCGUGUCUGCGCGCGGGAUAAACAGCUUGUCCUCCGCACUCCACACCAUAUCUGUCCUCGUCUUGCACUGCCCCUCCUCAGUCCUGCGUCCUCCCCGGCAGCGGAGAGCUUGCACAAUCGGUGUAGCGGAGUUGUAAAGAGUUCGCAGGGCGGUGCAGCCAGCACCAACCGUUGA
Messenger RNA from Prorocentrum cordatum, 2205 nucleotides. NCBI's taxonomy places the organism in Eukaryota, Dinophyceae, Prorocentrales, Prorocentraceae. The record is from the annotation of a GenBank genome assembly.